Molecule: messenger RNA, 1359 nt
Organism: Amyelois transitella
Lineage: Eukaryota; Metazoa; Arthropoda; Insecta; Lepidoptera; Pyralidae
Exons: 4
Coding region: 109-858 (249 amino acids)
Source: RefSeq, a predicted model, not a curated record
CAGCAUUUUCUGCCGAUUUCUGAGAUUCCUGCAUGUUCAUGGCUAUCUACCGCCAAUGUUUGCAUCAAAGUAUACUUUCACAGCAUAACCUGAGAAGACGAGAUAUGGAUGAAACAACUAUUAUUUUUUAAACUUAUGACCAUGACGGAUUGUGUUACCAGCACCGAGGAUUUGUGCGUUGAAGUGAAAACUACUCAAGAAAACAUUCUUUUGGGAAUUAUUAAGGAACUGUGUUGUGAAAACGGCAAGCUUUCAGAUAAUUUAAGGGGAAAAGUGAACCGAAUCAUAGCUGACUGUGACCUCACACACUAUUCCAGUUUGCACAAGCUGAGUACGGCCGACGAAAGUACAGCAAUGUUACUUGGUUUCAUGCAUCAAACCUCAUCCGAGCUUUCUUUUGAAGAGCAGGCAGAAUUGAACCAAGCUAUCAUCCACAAAAUACAAGUCAAAAUACCAGCUUUCACCUCAGAACUGGAACGUCUCAAACAGUCUUCUGUAUCCAAUAAGAAAUCACAUAAAGAUCAAAUCAAAGAAUUGCAAGAAGACUUGGAUGACAAAUUGGGGACUUUGCAAGACCAAGAGACACAGAAGGUAGACCUGAUGAUGGAAUGGCUGACACACAGGCUUCAGGAAGUGAAUAAGUUCAGUGACAACUCAACAGAACUGCUAAAUUUAAAAACCAAGAUUUUGGACAUGAAGUCAAAAAUCCUUCAUCUCCAAAUUCUACAAAACAUCUUUACGGAGACCAACCAGUCUAUUAAAGCUUACAGCGAAAUCCAUAAGGACAUCAAAGAAACAAUCAAGGAAACGGAACAAAGAAUCAAACAUUACCAAGAAAUCAUUGCUAGCGAUGUGUAGUUUGUCUUAAUUUUUUUUUAAUAUUCAAUAUUGGGUCAUGCAUUUGUCUUCCAUCUCACCUGAUGGUAAGUGAUGUUACAUUCCUAACGAGAGAUACCCAUUUAUUCUACUUUAUAUACACAGUUAGUACUUGUCUGGGAAUAUAAAUGCAAUAGGAUUAUUGUAUGAGUAGGCCUUUUUAAUUUAGAAAAAUGUGUCUGAAAGAAUCCUUUUAGACUGUAAAAACAACAGACUGGCAACACUAAUUUAUCAUUUAUCCAUUCACAGAAUUGUGUUACAAGAUAGUAACUGGAUGAUACUAUAUUUUAAAAUUAAUACUUAUAUAGAUAAACAUCCAAGACCCAGGCCAAUCAGAGAAAGUUUGUUUCUCAUCAUGCCCGGGAUUUGAACAUGAAACAUUCAUAAAGUACAAAAGGGCAGCCUUAACACUAAUGUAUGAUUUAGAAGUUUAAAAAAUGUGUUUAGUAAUUAGUAAUGUUAUAACUCUUGUUAUGUGCCAAA